Molecule: messenger RNA, 850 nt
Organism: Austrofundulus limnaeus
Lineage: Eukaryota; Metazoa; Chordata; Actinopteri; Cyprinodontiformes; Rivulidae
Gene: csrp3
Product: cysteine and glycine-rich protein 3 (cardiac LIM protein)
Exons: 6
Coding region: 125-706 (193 amino acids)
Biological process (GO): sarcomere organization; muscle tissue development; cardiac muscle contraction
Cellular component (GO): Z disc; cytoplasm; nucleus
Molecular function (GO): structural constituent of muscle; actinin binding
Source: RefSeq, a predicted model, not a curated record
GGGGGCGUCACUGUUGGGACUGUGGUGAUGGUGAGAUGAAGAGUAUUUAACUGUCUGCAGUGUUAAACUGCCACAUUCAGAGUCAAAUCCAGGCUUGGACCCAAAGUAAAUCUUUGUCUCUACCAUGCCGACCUGGGGUGGAGGAACAAAGUGUGCGGCGUGUGAGAAGACAGUGUACCACGCAGAGGAGAUCCAGUGUAACAGCAGGAGUUUCCACAAGACCUGCUUCAUCUGCAUGAGCUGCAGAAAAGGGCUCGACAGCACCACGGUUGCGGCACAUGAGUCUGAGAUUUACUGCAAGUCGUGUUAUGGCAAGAAAUAUGGACCAAAAGGCUACGGAUAUGGACAAGGAGCUGGAGCUCUGAGUUCUGAUCCUCCUGGACAGGAUGCAGGGCUGCAGCCUCUAGACUCUAAACCUCGACCCACCGCUUCAAAUGCCAACGCCGGGAAGUUCUCCCAGAAGUUUGGUGGUUCUGACCGAUGCCCUCGUUGUUCCAAAGCGGUCUAUGCAGCGGAGAAGGUGAUGGGAGCAGGAAAGGCCUGGCAUAAAACUURUUUCCGCUGUGCUCUGUGUGGUAAAAGCCUGGAGUCGACCACAGUGACGGACAAGGAUGGAGAGCUUUACUGUAAAGUGUGCUACGCCAAAAACUUUGGUCCAAAAGGAUUUGGGCUGGGAAAUGCUGCCAUGUUGGAGGAACGUGAAUAAAAACAUGACUCGAGUCCACACAUGGCAGCUGUUUCAGUGGAGGUUCAGACCUUAUCGUUCAUCACGGAGGACGUUUUAAAGUGAUCUUUAAAACUUGAGAAAAAGUGUGCAGCACCUAAAUAAAAUAACUUUAUUACAUCAAAA